AUGCGGAGCACCCCGGGACUGGAACUCGGUCCCGCUCUCACUUUACUCUCUUCCUUUUCCUCGCUCUCUUUUCGCUCGGCACGGAUUCACUGGUCGAUUCAAACAAAUGCGUCUGAUUUACCAAUCGCUGGAGUGAUUUUCAAUGUCUGCAGUUCGCCAUCGAACCUGCUCCUUCGUGUUCCCACCUACAGCGACACCCGCAAGUCGGAGUUUGCGCAACCGCUUUGCGACAGGCCAGAUCAACAGCGAUCGAUGAUAGAGGACGGUGCCGGUCGAACGGGCUCGGUCCCGGAUAAUCAACACCGUAAUGGAGCGAUGGAGAAGGGGAAAUUGAACCUGGUAGAAGGAGACUCUGUGAAGAUGGAAUCGGGCUCGAAGAACAACGCUUCACCACCUUUGAAAAGUGAAAGUGCCACUGCGGGGCCUCACUCCAGCCCGAAGAAGCGUCGCAAGGUUAAUCAUGGUAAGAACGGCCUCCCUGCCAUGCAUCUUGCAAGGAUCAUGGUCGCCACGACUCUUCUGCUUCGCGCUAUUAGAGGCUUUCCGACCACGUUGCUGACCAUUGUGCCACGCCUUUGCAGCAUGCGUCUAUUGUCGACGAUCGCAUAUGACCUGCGACUCGGUACGACGUUCUUGAUCUAUUUUCUUCCCAGCUUGCUCUCGUGCAACAUUCUGCAAGCUUCUUCCUCUUCAAUAGGAAUCUCUGCUGACUUCCUUGUUUUUGUUCUUCAUGGGAUAAAGGAACGGCCGUGCACGCGAUGUAUAAAGCGCAACAUCGGCCACCUGUGCCAUGACGAACCCAGAGAGCCUUCGAAACGAGCGCGGAGCGAACACGAGUUUUCAGCGGCUGAUGAGGAGGGCCAGUCGAACAAUGAGUAUGCAAAUGUUCAAGGUAUGCCUAGAAACGUCGAUAUUCAAGAUGCUGCCGGUCAGCAAUUACUUGCCGAUGGAACAAUCGCCCUUCCUCCUUCGUCUGUGAACUCCGUGCAAAACAACAACAUCCCCUCUUCUUCAGCGCAAGGCAUGGGCGCCAACUCCCAACAGCUGCUCGGUUACAAUGACUGGCUUGGAGGACAAAGCCAGUUCCAGGAUAUGCACACUUUUCACCCUUCAUACAUGUUUAACGCCCCGGAAGUUACCAACGAAUAUAAUCUUCUCGGCGACUUUCUCAGUAGCAGCCUGCUCGACGACGGUGGGAUGUUUCAAAAUGACAAUUUACAUGGACUUUACUCCGACCCGACAUUAAUCAAUUCUAUGGCAACGCUGGACAAUGGAACGCUGGUACAGCAAACCCAGCCUCCACAGCCGGCUCAGAACCAGCCAGCAACGGGCGACUCUAUCCAGGGUUCGAGCUCAGUGGUGGUGAAUGAUAAGGCAAGGGAAACCUACUAUAUGACCGCAGCAGAUCCAUCAGGAUCUGAUCCUCCGGAAGAGCGAAUGAACAAGCUUCUCAAGGCCAAAUAUGACGCUGGCCUUUUGAAACCUUUCAACUACGUCAAAGGAUACGCACGUUUGAAUCAGUACAUGGAGAAACAUAUGCAACAGGCGUCCCGCCAGAAGAUCCUGCGCCAGCUGGACAAAUUUCGACCGAAGUUCAGGGAGAGAAUGCAGAGCCUGACCGAUAUAGAACUUAUUCUUGUGGAGAUGUGGUUCGAGCGAAGCCUGAUGGAGUAUGACCGAGUAUUCGCCAGUAUGGCCAUCCCUGCUUGCUGCUGGAGGCGAACUGGAGAGAUUUUUCGUGGUAACAAGGAGAUGGCGGAACUCAUCGGUGUACCGAUUGAGAGCCUACGAGAUGGCAAACUGGCUAUCCAUGAGAUCAUUGUUGAAGACCAGCUUGUGAGCUACUGGGAGAAAUUUGGUGCCAUUGCGUUCGAUAAUACCCAGAAAGCAAUGCUCACGAGCUGUACAUUGAAAAACCCGAACUCAACCAACUCUACCAACGGAAUUGCCUGUUGUUUUUCUUUUACGAUACGAAGGGACAACCAUAAUAUGUAA
Aspergillus clavatus NRRL 1 is the source of this 1995-nucleotide messenger RNA. RefSeq names its product gluconeogenesis transcription factor RDS2 (gene acuM). Gene Ontology annotation, molecular function: RNA polymerase II transcription regulatory region sequence-specific DNA binding. The record is from RefSeq and is a predicted model, not a curated record. The transcript is spliced from 4 exons. Gene Ontology annotation, cellular component: nucleus. NCBI's taxonomy places the organism in Eukaryota, Fungi, Ascomycota, Eurotiomycetes, Eurotiales, Aspergillaceae. The coding region runs from base 1 to 1995 and encodes 664 amino acids.